Messenger RNA from Cetraspora pellucida, 381 nucleotides. NCBI's taxonomy places the organism in Eukaryota, Fungi, Glomeromycota, Glomeromycetes, Diversisporales, Gigasporaceae. The record is from the annotation of a GenBank genome assembly.
AUGAGUACCCCCAAUUUUUUUUUUUCUUUGGCAAAUAUUUCGGCACAACAUUUUCGGGCACUAAAUAUAUCGAACAACACGCCAGACAUUUCUAGUCCAAAAGAACCGGUGCUUCCUAUUUUGGUAUUUACAAAUGUCGAUAUGUGCGCAAUAUUUACGUGGGACGAAAAUGCUAUCGCAGUAAGUGUUCCGCCAUUAAUAUUCUUUAUUCGUCUAGUUUCUUUUAUUGUUCCGGUCGCGAUUGAAAAAAUUACACUUAACCCUGUGGCAGAUCUUUAUAUCAUAAAUCUAAACGAAGGAAAACAUUCUAUUCUCAAAAUCGUUAUUGAAAAUACUGAUUUUGGUUCUAAUGAUGUCAAUUAUAAACAUCAUGUGAUGUAA